Messenger RNA from Parascedosporium putredinis, 1947 nucleotides. Lineage: Eukaryota; Fungi; Ascomycota; Sordariomycetes; Microascales; Microascaceae. The record is from the annotation of a GenBank genome assembly.
AUGGCGCCGUUAAAGUCGCUGGCCCCUUGGGCUCUGUCUCUGGCUCUGGCCGCCGGACCGGGCCUCGCCCAGCCCAUGUUCGAGUUCCCCGAUUGCGAAAAUGGCCCGCUCGCCGAUAACCUCGUGUGUGACGUGACCGCCUCCCACGCUGACAGGGCCGCCGCCCUGGUGGAAGCCAUGACCAUUGACGAGAAACUGCGCAAGCCCCGGCGCACCUCGUCUCGGCCUCCCCGCCUACGAGUGGUGGAACGAGGCCCUACACGGCGUCGGAUACUCCCCGGCGUCGACUUCCAGGACAAGGGCGAAUUCGCCGCCGCCACCUCCUUCGCCAACCCCAUCCUCCUGUCCGCCGCCUUCGACGACGACCUCGUCCGCGAGAUCGCCACCGUCAUCUCCACCGAGGCCCGCGCCUUCAGCAACGCCGGCCACGCCGGCCUCGACUACUGGACUCCCAACGAUCCGCGCCGCAUCAAGGGCUACGUCAAGGCCCUUCUCUCGGGCCUCGAGGGCGAUGACCCUUCCAAGAAGAAGAUCAUCGCCACGUGCAAGCACUACGCCGGCAACGAUAUCGAGCGCUGGGGCGACGUCGUCCGCCACAACUUCUCCGCUCCCAUCUCCCUCCAGGACCUCACCGUCCUCCGCGACCACUGGGGCUGGGACGAUGAGAAUCAAUACGUCACGAGCGAUUGUAAUGCCGUCGGCGACUUCUACACGGAGCACCACUGGGUCGAGACCGCCGCCGAGGCUGCCGCCGAAGCCUACGCUGCCGGCACCGAUACCGUGUGCGAGGUGGGCCUUCUCACCGAUGUUGUGGGCGCGUGGAACCAAUCUCUCCUCACCGAGGAAACAAUAGAUAGGGCCCUCACUAGGCUGUACCACGGCCUUGUCCGUGUCGGAUACUUUGACCCGGCCGACUCCUCGGACUACCGGUCCCUUACCUGGGACGACGUCAACACCGAGCACGCCCAGAAGCUUGCCCUUCAAUCCGCCGUCGACGGCAUCGUCCUACUGAAAAACGACGGUACGCUACCGCUGGACUACGACGCGGCCACCCCGAUCGCCGUCAUCGGGCACUGGGGCCGCGCCCCGUCCAGAUGCUCGGAGGAUACGCAGGCACCGCGCCGUACUACGCCACGCCCCUCUCCAGGACGCCCUCAAGCCGCCGAGAACGCCGAACUCGUCUACUUCUUCGGCGGCCUCCACCUCAACAUCGAACGCGAGGACCGCGAUCGCACGUCCAUUGCCUGGCCCGCCGCCCAGCUAGCCCUGCUCGAGAAAGUGUGUGCCCUCGGGAAGCCGUGCGUCGUCAUCCAGCUGGGCGACCAGAUCGACGACGCACCGCUGCUCAACAAUGCAAACGUCUCGGCGAUCCUGUGGGCGGGGUACCCUGGACAGGCAGGUGGCACAGCAGUGUUUGAUUUGCUGUAUGGAAUAUCUGCCCCAGCAGGCCGGCUUCCCGUGACGCAAUAUCCCGCUUCCUACGCUGUGGACGUACCCAUGACUGACAUGACGCUGCGCCCGAGCGACAUAAGCCCCGGGAGGACUUACAAAUGGUACGCCGAUGCGGUUCUCCCCUUUGGCCACGGCCUUCACUAUACCACCUUUGAAGCCUCCUUUGCCUCCGAACUCAGCGCCACCUAUGAUAUCCAGGAUCUCUUGGAGACGUGCGAGGAACGGUAUUUGGACCUUUGCGCCUUUGAUACUGUGUCUGUGGCGGUGGAGAACACGGGAGAUGUGCUCUCUGACUUUGUCGCCCUCGUAUUCGUAAAUGGAACCUAUGGACCAUCUCCCUAUCCGCUCAAGGAACUUGUGGGUUACCAUCGCUUCCGCGACGUGGAUGGAGGUGAGUCGCAAGAAGCCGACAUCCACCUGACCUUGGGCGACAUUGCGCGCGUUGACAUCAACGGAAACGCCAUCGUCUACCCAGGAGUUACACUCUGCAGGUAG